AUGGCUCAAUUGAUAGAAAUGGUGAAAGGUAGUGCCAGAGUUGAGUCUGUUCCUCUUCAAAGAUCAUUGUCACUUUUGAUUCCAUCAAAUCAAGAUCAAGUGGCUCCUAUUAGUUCUAGCACUCUUCCAAAGCAUGCUAAAGCAUUUGGUGACCUAAAUAGUGAUCAAGUCUCCACAAUGGUUGUUGUAAGCAACAUUAAGAGUAUGUUUGGUUAUACCGAUUCAACCAUAAUAGAUGAAGUCCCCAUAGUUGACUACUCUUUGCUAUUUUCUGAUGAUCAUGAUGAACAGCCCAACUCCCUGGAACACCUUGGCAAAGCAUGCCAGGAAUUUGGUUUCUUUUACCUGAUAAAUGGUGUUGCAGAAAGUGUGGUUGAAGGAGCAUUGAAGGGUAUUUCCGAUUUCUUUGAUUUGACAACACAAGAGGAGAGGAGUCAGUUCUUGAAGAAAAAUUCGAUGGAUAGGAUAAGCUGGGGUCUAAGAUCCCAUGCUGGGGAAAACAGAGAGUUUCUGAAGGUAGUGGCACAUCCCCAACACCACUCCCCUACCAAACCAGCCAAUUUCAGAGAUGCCAUUGAAGAGUACUUCAAAAGGUUCCAUGAAGUUGAACUUGGUUUAGCUAAAGCCAUCUCAAAAAUCUUGGGAUAUGAAGAAACCUACAUUGAGAAGGAAUUCAAGCUAGAAGCAGGCUUUGAUGUGUCAGCCAUGAAUCUCUAUCCGCCAUCUUUCCAGUCCAAAGGUUCCAUCGGUGUGCCUGAUCAUACUGACCCCGGCUUUUUUGUUUCCCUCAUACAAGAUGUUAAUGGCGGCCUUCAAAUGCUCUCUCAUAAUGGAAAAUGGAUCGGUGUUAACAUACCCCGAAACGCCAUUUUCAUUAAUUUAGGGGAUCAUCUUGAGAUUUUAACCAAUGGUAAGUACAAGAGUCAUAUCCAUCAAGUGAUCCUGGACAACAACGAAGUGAGAAGAAUCUCCAUGGCUACACUUCAUGGACCUUCAUUGGACGCAUUCAUAGCACCAGGGCCAGGGUUUCUGGAUGAGUCCCACCCACCAGCUUACCGAGGGAUGACCUACAAAGAAUCCUUGGAGUUCAAUGGUUAUGAUGAAAUCGAUGUGCAGUCAUCCCUUUCGCAGAUUCGAUUACCAGUACCCAUCUAAUUUCAUCAGCACAAUACAUAAAUGUUAAAUAUGGUGUU
Durio zibethinus is the source of this 1193-nucleotide messenger RNA. The record is from RefSeq and is a predicted model, not a curated record. NCBI's taxonomy places the organism in Eukaryota, Viridiplantae, Streptophyta, Magnoliopsida, Malvales, Malvaceae.